AUGACGACGCUGCUUGCUACCGAGAGCAACGGCAAAGCGGCAUUUCUAGCCUUCGACCGAAGCCUCACUGAUGGAGACAUCGCCAGUUUGAUCAAGGAGAUCGAGCCACAGGUACAACUCAAAUUGGAUCCUGAAACCAUUCGAGCCAUUCACGAGAUUAUGUGUAGUGAAACAGACGGCCAGCACACACUCGGCCAGCUGUUCCCACAGUCAGAGCUCGCUUCCUUUCUCACAAAUUGCUACACAAUGAACGGCCUGUUUCCCGAGGAAGGGUCUCUUCGCCUGACAGUCCGUGUUGCUUGUACAAUGAGCCAGGAGUAUGCCCGCCGCGCUAGCCUCUACCGCGCCGGUUUGAACACGGUCCAUUUUCAAACAUGA
Messenger RNA from Fusarium poae, 378 nucleotides. RefSeq lists its product as uncharacterized. The record is from RefSeq and is a predicted model, not a curated record. Bases 1 to 378 code for a protein of 125 amino acids. NCBI's taxonomy places the organism in Eukaryota, Fungi, Ascomycota, Sordariomycetes, Hypocreales, Nectriaceae. The transcript is spliced from 3 exons.